AUAAAUAGCCUCGGGGGAUUCGAUGGUCCAGAGAAGAAAAGGUUUGUUAAUCUAAUAAGAGUCUUUUAUUCCAAGAUGGCUUAUGAGAAACUAUUAGCCAAAUGCCCUCCAUCUUCAUAGGAAAUAAGUGAGAGGAAUUGAAUUUAAACCUCAGGGAAAACCACUUCAGCUGGGCGCGAGGAGGCUUGUUUUAUGUGGCAGUGGUUGCUAUCAAGUUAAUUUGCAAUAUUAUAAAAACAAAACCCAUGUAAUGUCCUCCGAGAGCAGCUCCUGUGAAUGGGUUUACAUCUGUCUGAGGCCUGAUGGCCUUGUGAUCCCCUAAAAGGAGGACAGUCCUCUUGGGGUGCUUUCUUCUGUGUGCUGAAGGAAGACAUUUGGCCUUUGGUGUUCACAGAGGCCAUUUCAUUGUGCCCAGGAGACCAGAUAUUGGAGUCAUUGUGUCAUAAAACGAGUGGUUGGAGAGUUUUACACAAACCACAGGGUGUGGUGGAAGGACACAUUGCUCCCGUGCCCUGAACAGAGCAAGGUCUCCCAGCUGCUGCUCCCUCCCUAACGAUAGCUACUACAAGAGUGGUUGUUCAGUUCUAGAAAUUCUACAGCUUACAGUGUAAUUUCACAUCUUCUCUCCUUUUGACUUUACAUUCGAGCCUAGACAGCUCCCACUGAGAGACCGACCAUCACGCGGCCGUUAGUUCAAAGCCCUUUCCAGCCCAAGUCUGUUCUGCAGAUCUGCCCCUCUCUGCUCUUGAGCCCAGAAUGGACCGUCAUCACGUUGCAGUGUUUCUUAAAGACCACACAUCCUUUAGCUCCUCUGCAUUUUUGCUGUGCUCUCCCUUCACAUCCCUUGUCUGUUCAGAAAGCUCUGGCUUGGCUCAUAAUCAGGCCUGCACGUUAUCUCUUGUGUAGGUCAGUGUUCUCCUUGGCAGAAUUCAUCACUCCUUUUUUGGGUACCCACAGUCCUGGAUAAUAGAGCACACCACUUAUCCUCAGUAGCUCAUCUUCCCUGACUCUUUCUUUCCUUAUCACAAAUACUUUGUCUUUCAGUGGAAUUCUGUGAAACUUAAAUACCGAAGAAUACUAUAUACAAAUGUAAUAGUUUGGUAUUAAUAGAAACGUGGGAGACUCCUGGGUCGCUCAGUCAGUUAAGUGUCUGCCUUUGGCUUAGGUCGUGAUCCCAGAGUCCUGGGAUCGAGUCCCACAUCAGGCUCCUUGCUCAGUGGGGAGCCUGCUUCUCCCUCUCCCUAGUGCUCCCCCUGCUUGUGUUCUUUCUCCCUCUCUCUCUGACAAGUGGAUGGAUAAAAUCUUUUUAAAAAAAUAGUAGAAAUGUGAAUAUAGAUAUUAGGUUAUAAUUACAACUAGUUUUUGGUGGGUGUUCCCAACCCUUGAGCACAGCAACCCUAAUAAUGUAUUUGCCUUCAUCUCCUAAACACUGAAUCCAAGUCCUCAUACUUAACAAGUGAGAUUGAGUUAGUGUGAAGUGGGCAUAAUGAGAUAUUACCACCUCGUACACAUUCCAGUCAGGAAGGGAGGGAGGGGUGAGAGGAAGGAAGGAAGGAAGGAAGGGCUGUUGGCUGGGCUGUAGAGAAAUUGGAACCCCUGUGCACUAUUCAUAGGAAUAUAUAAUAUCUACUGUGGAAAACAGUAUGGUGGUUCUUCAAAAACUUAAAAACCAAAUUACUCUAUAUGAUCUGAGAGUUCUGGUAGAAGCAACCCAAGCAUCCACCAAUAGACAAGUGGAUAAACCAAAUGUUUCUUAUACAUACAGUGGAAUAUUGUUUAGCUCUGAAAAAGGAAAUAAAUCCCGACACCUGCUAUAACAUGGAUGGACCCAGAACACAUUACAUUAGGUGAAAGAAGCGCAUCAUAAAGGGACAAAUCCUAUGUGCUUCCACUGAUGUGAGGUCCCUAGAGCAGUCAGAUUCAUAGAGUCAGAAAGUAGAACGGGGCUUGCCAGGUCCUAGCAGGAGGAGGGAACAGGGAGUUCCUGUUUAAUGGCGACAGAGCUUCAGUUGGGAAGAUGAAAAAGCUUCUGGGGAUGGACAGUGGUGACAGUUGCACAAUGAUAUGAAUGUACCUAAUGCCACUCAACUGAACUCUUACAGUUAGGGCGGUGAAUUUCCACGUUACGUGUACUUCACCACAGUUCCUAGACAUUUUAUUUAUUUAUUUAUUUAUUUAUUUAUUUGUAAAAAUCAUUUAUUUAUUUAUUUGACAAAAGAAAUCACAAGUAGGCAGAGAGGCAGGCAGAGAGAGAGAAAGGGAAGAAGGCUCCCUCCUGAGCAGAGAGCCAGACAUGGCGCUCGAUCCCAGGACCCUAGGAUCAUGACCUGAGCCAAAGGCAGAGGCUUGAACCCACUAAACCACCCAGGUGCCCCUGUUUCUAGACAUUUAAAUUCAAAACAUUUAAAUUUUUAAAAACAAGACACAGAGAAGUCUCUACUGGUUGGUUCCAUUUGUUCAGGGCACGGCCAUCAGUUGAUGGUGUUUGAUGUUGAGAUAAUGGUUACCCUGGGGAAGGAAGAGUAACUAGAAAGCAGGAGGAGGUUCUAGCGUAUGGCCAUAUUCUAUCUUUUGAUCUGGCUGUUAUCACAUAGGUGUGUAUGGUAUGUGAACUUCUCCGAGCUCUCCAGUUGUGACUUGUAAGGUUUUCUAUGUGUCUGUUAUACUCCAAAAAUAAUUCCAGAAAUGGAGAUCCUUAGAGCCACAGCAGACUAUAGAGUCAGACUCUGUGAGGCUGGGACCGGGGGACCCUGCAUCUUAAAACCUUCCCUUCCAGGUUUUUCUUAAGAGCAUUGGAUUUGGGGAAUCUUCACUAAAAGAAAGGGAUCGGAGAAACAGCCUCCAAUGCCCAAGAACCCCAUUCUGCACUAAUAAUAAAUAUUCCUUAGAAAAGAAAUUCUUGAUAUCUUGGAGUCACUUAGCUUCCCCAGUUGGGAAAACACCUAUCAUCUUUCAGGUGCUGAGAAAUCAGUGAUGUAGAGAAAGGUGUGAAUGUGUAUUUUAAUAUAUUACAUUUAAAAUAGUAUUUCUUAUAAUUUGUCAUACGCACAAUGACUCGCGAAUAUUUUGAGGCCCUCUAAAAACAGGCAGGUGCUAGGACCUAAUGGAAGUCAGGCUUUCAGUAGGAGGGGAGACAGCACUAUGGGGUGUGGUCCCCUGGAAGCAGGUACAGAAAAGCCAGUUCUUCCACCUGGAAGCUAAUGAGACUCCAUUUCAACUCUCUCCACACCACCUCCGAGACACCAGCAGCUUUCACACUUGCUUGUCAAACCAAAAGCAUGUUUCUUGCAAAGGCUUUAUUGGAAGGGGCCGAUCGAGGUCUUGGGGAAGCUCUCGGAGGCCUUCUUAGAGGAGGUGGUCAGAGAAGAGGAGGAGGAGGAGGAGGAGGAAAUAUCGGAGGGAUAGUUGGAGGAAUCGUGAAUUUCAUCAGCGAGGCUGCAGCAGCUCAGUACACCCCAGAACCGCCUCCCACUCAGCAGCAUUUCACGACCGUGGAGGCCAAUGAAAGUGAGGAAGUUCGUCGGUUUCGACAGCAGUUUGCCCAGCUGGCGGGACCGGACAUGGAGGUGGGUGCCACCGACCUAAUGAAUAUUCUCAACAAAGUCCUUUCCAAGCACAAGGACCUGAAGACCGACGGCUUUAGCCUUGACACCUGCCGGAGCAUCGUGUCCGUGAUGGACAGUGACACAACCGGCAAGCUGGGUUUCGAAGAAUUUAAAUACCUCUGGAACAACAUCAAGAAGUGGCAGUGUGUUUAUAGGCAGUAUGACAGGGACCGCUCUGGGUUCCUGGGACGUUCCCAGCUGCGUGAGGCCCUGCAGGCAGCGGGUUUCCAGCUAAACGAGCAGCUUUACCAAAUGAUCGUCCGCCGCUAUGCCGAUGAGGACGGCAGCAUGGAUUUCAACAACUUCAUCAGCUGCCUGGUCCGCCUGGAUGCCAUGUUCCGUGCCUUCAGAUCCCUGGAUAGGGACGCAGACGGUCUGGUUCAAGUGUCGCUCCAAGACUGGCUGCAACUGACCAUGUAUUCCUGAAGCCGGCCCCUCCCCGAGGACGGGACUCCUGACAGCCUCGCCCUCCCGUCCCCACAGCGGCUGAUGCCCUGUCCCAGAGUUGUCAUUUCCUGCGAGCUCAUAUAUCUCCCUGCAUGCUUCUGAACUGGGACUGCCCCUUGGUGCUCAAUUAAAAUAGUUUUUUUUUUUUGUUUUGUUUUGUUUUUUUUUUUUUAAUGAGAAAUGUUCUGAGUGGUUUGUAUGUCAGCUCUGUGAGAUACUGGAUGUGUAGGGAUGUAUGUAUGGGGUUGGGGGGCGUGGGGCAUAGCCCCCUUGGAAUAGAUUUUGAUAGGGCAUUGCUUAUUUGGUGAGCGAAUUCCAAGGAGCAGGAAACUUGUUGUCAUUGAGAAUGAAAUCUUGAAAAAAGAAAACCCUGGAGUAAAUCAAGAAAGCCUUCAAGAGACCUAUUUUUCCCUUUAAAAAAGGUGAGGAGGAGUGAAGUUCAGAAUCUGUUUUUCUCUUAAUUUCACAUCUGGUCUUUCCAUUAUGAAAAAAAGAGAGAGAAAAAAAGAGAAAGAAAAAGUGUUUUCCUGGAAGCCUAUUUAACUGUAUAGAAACAGGUUCAGAAAUGAGAAAAGAAGCAGUUUCACGUAAGGGAAGUAUAUAUAAGUUUUUAACAAUAGAGCGACUGUCUGAAAUUCCAGAAUUCUUUAGUCCUGUUUCUCUAGUAAAAUAAGCACGCAGCAAAUUUGUUUUGUUUUGAUGUAUUUGUAAAGAGGGUCAGGGCAUCGGGGAAGGAAGGGUGGACCCGUAGCCCAAUAUGUCAGUCUCAAUCAUUCUUCCACGCGCUUCAUACAAAAUCGGGCUUGCCCAACACAUGUUGGCCUGCUCCUGUCGUGUCUUGCCCUGCCUCAGAGCUAGGAAUGUUUUGUUGUUGUUCCUUUUGCGAAACUGUGGACAGAAGAAACAUAAGUGAAGGAGCAAAAAUAGGUGUUGGGGGGAGCAUAGAGUGAUCGGUUAUUUGGUAUAUAAAGGAAUAUAAAGAUGUUUAAGUACUGCUGAGUGUCACAGGGGUUCUCAGUCCGGACCAUGAUUCAGAAUCACAGGGAGAGCUCUUGAGGAAUACUGACGGCUGAGUCCCACUCCGGAUGCAUUGAAGAACAAUCUUUCGAGGUGGGGCUUGGAGACGAGUAUUUUUAAAGCUCCCCGGGUGAUUCCAGUAAGCAGCCAAGGUCACCAGCCUGGGCAGUCGUCCCUUGCUUGUGUAUGUAUGGCCCUUGGUUUGGCUCUGUCAUUUUGAUUCAGGCGGUGAUGAUGGGGCGGGCAGAAUCCAGAAUGCCCAGCUAGGCAAGUAGACAGAACCACGGCGGCUGUGUAUGCAAGGACUCAGUAACCCUCCCCUCUCCCCACCCCACCCCUGCCCUGCUAUUGAAUUGGUUCCCACCACUCCCGCUUCUUUGGCCCUCAGUGCAUUCCCUCCCUCUCCAAAGGCUAGUUUAGAGGGUCCUCCUGAGUUUGAAGAUCAAUUCUUCCUUCCUCUUUUGACCCAUUUCAAGGAAAGUUUUAACUCUGGAACUGAUGUCAUUCUCCUGUUAACAGUCCGCAGCGGCAGGUGAGAAAUCCCCAGGGCCAGUUGGGAGAGGUUGGCUUUCGGUCUCCGUGCUCACCAUCGUCACCAUCGUCACUCUCAUGGGAUAUUUAUACAACACUAUGUGCGUAUCCUUCUGCGCAGAGUCAGGCCCAGGGACCGCGUCUGCCUUCCGCGAGGGACCUGUAUGUGUAAGCUCGCUCCAGUGGGCUGCCCAGCCAGCUCUGCUCAUACCAGAAGGAGGCUGCUGCCAACAUCCACACGUAUUGAUUUCAGGAUCCCCAUGUUAGAAUCAGCCCAUUCAUAUGUCAGGCGCGAGCAUAGGCAUCUAGCCAAGAAAGGGGAGAGCUGCCAAGGUGCCUUUUAAGGCCUCAGAACAUUAGGUUUAUUAUUUAACCUUUCCACAUGAUGGCUGCAGAAAGGGCAACUGAGCCUUACCCUGGUGGUCCUCAGUUAUUUCUAAAUAUUUUAUGAAAGUUAAGGCAGUUGCGUCGUGCUGGGGGGUGGUAGUAAGUAUUUUUCGUGCUCCUCGGGUCAGGGGAUUUUCUGCCCUUACAAUUCCCUUCUUGCCCGCCCAGGGCAAAAACAUCCUGAAGUCACCUCCAUGUCCCUUCUGUUUUCUUCUGGAUUUGUAUAACGUUUGUAUGGGUCACCCCAGACAUUAGAGAAAAUGCUAGAAAAUCCAGUCUAAACUCCAGACUUUGUCAAGUACUCAAAACUUUGGCAUUGCCGAGAACCGAGAGCCUGAUGAGUAAUUGAACUUCUUAGUAUGUUUUUUUUUUUUUUUGAUGAACAUUUUUUAAAAUUUAUUUAUUUUCAGCAUAGCAGUAUCAGUAUCAU
Molecule: messenger RNA, 6417 nt
Organism: Mustela lutreola (European mink)
Lineage: Eukaryota; Metazoa; Chordata; Mammalia; Carnivora; Mustelidae
Gene: CAPNS2
Product: calpain small subunit 2
Exons: 1
Coding region: 3201-4031 (276 amino acids)
Molecular function (GO): calcium ion binding
Source: RefSeq, a predicted model, not a curated record